Molecule: messenger RNA, 2339 nt
Organism: Vombatus ursinus (common wombat)
Lineage: Eukaryota; Metazoa; Chordata; Mammalia; Diprotodontia; Vombatidae
Gene: RCL1
Product: RNA terminal phosphate cyclase like 1
Exons: 9
Coding region: 1-1020 (339 amino acids)
Biological process (GO): ribosome biogenesis; endonucleolytic cleavage of tricistronic rRNA transcript (SSU-rRNA, 5.8S rRNA, LSU-rRNA)
Cellular component (GO): nucleolus
Molecular function (GO): RNA endonuclease activity
Source: RefSeq, a predicted model, not a curated record
AUGCCCACAGACAGACCUGCUCCACCUGGAGCAGAUUUUGAAGCCAGUUUUGUACGGCUUUUAGAUAAAAUAACCAAUGGCUCUCGAAUUGAAAUAAAUCAAACAGGAACUACCUUGUAUUAUCAGCCUGGGCUCCUGUAUGGUGGGUCAGUGGAACACGACUGCAGCGCCCAUCGGAGCAUUGGGUACUACCUGGAGAGUCUUCUUUGCCUGGCCCCCUUCAUGAAGCACCCUUUAAGAGUAGUUCUCCGAGGCAUAACCAAUGACCAGGUCGACCCUUCAGUAGAUGUUCUGAAGGCAACAGCCCUCCCUUUAUUGAAACAAUUUGGAAUUGAUGGUGAAUCUUUCGAGCUUAAGAUUGUCCGAAGAGGAAUGCCCCCAGGAGGGGGAGGGGAAGUCUUCUUCUCUUGUCCUGUGAGGAAGCUGUUGAAACCCAUUCAGCUCACAGACCCUGGCAAAAUCAAACGUAUCCGAGGAAUGGCUUACUCUGUACGGGUAUCGCCUCAGAUUGCCAAUCGCAUCGUGGAGUCUUCUCGGAGCAUCCUUAACAAAUUCAUUCCCGAUAUCUAUAUUUACACCGACCAUAUGAAAGGGAUCAACUCUGGAAAGUCUCCAGGCUUUGGACUCUCACUUGUUGCUGAGACCACCAAUGGUACCUUUCUCAGCGCGGAGCUGGCCUCAAACCCCCAGGGUCAGGGAGCAGCGGUGCUCCCUGAAGACCUUGGCAGGAACUGUGCAAAGCUAUUGCUGGAAGAGAUUUAUAGAGGAGGUUGUGUGGACUCCACCAACCAGAGUUUAGUUCUGCUCCUCAUGACCCUUGGACAGCAGGAUGUUUCCAAAGUCCUGCUAGGACCGCUGUCUCCCUACACAAUAGAAUUUUUGCGACAUUUGAAGAGUUUCUUCCAAAUCAUGUUCAAAAUUGAAACUAAGCCAUGUGGUGAAGAACUCAAGGGAGGGGAGAAAGUACUGAUGACAUGUGUGGGAGUUGGCUUCUCAAACCUCAGCAAGACCAUCAAGUAACAUCACUUCCAGUUUCAACUCAGACCAGACCAGACUGAAGAGUGAAGACUCCUGAAGGCUACCAUAUAUCCAUUUAGGACAAGACAGUCACAUGCACUAAAGACUUUUUCUUCCCCCUUUUUUUCUUUUUUAUAAGACAUUAAAAAUAAAAGACAUUUGAAUAAUGUAGUUACCCACCCGAUUCCCCCUCCUAGGGGUAAGCACCGCAUCCAAGUUUGCGCAACGUAAGAGAUUCUCUCAGAAACAUGGGAGAGUAUGUGAAGUAAGUUUGUUGGGAGGCUGCCCUAUUGCCUCAGCCUGGGGAUUUCUAGCCAGGUGGGCGUCCUAGUCCCUAUUUGGGGCUAAGAUGGUGGGUAAGCAUCUCUUUCAGCAAGACCGUUUUGGAACCCUAAGUUACAGACUUUCAUACUGAUCUCCCACUGCAUGGGCCACUAUCUCGGGCCCAGAUCCCUGCACUCCAUCUUGUCCUGCUCAGGGAGAAUCUUGAGGCAGAGACUGGAUGACCUUUACUGCACAGAAUCCCACAGUUGGAGGAAACCUAGUCAUCUGGUCCAUCCCAUGAAUACCUGAAUGAGAAUCUUUCUAGCAACCUACCCCACAAGAGGACAUUUAGCUUCUGUGUGAAGACCAGCAGUGAAAAGCACACACACCCCACCCCCACUCCUACUUUCCCAGGGCAGCCCAUUCCCUGUUUGAAGUUCAGAACCUUUUUGAGAGCUCUGGAGGUGUUCCAGAGCAGUUUGCUGCUUAGGUUUGGUUUGGAUUAGAGCCUUGGUGUUUUGGAGUCGGGACCUGGGUUCAGAUCCCACCAGAUAUUUACUCUCUAUAUGACCCUGAGCAAGUCAUUUCACUGACUAGAGCCUUAGUUCCAUCAUUAAAAUAAAGGGGUUGGACUAGAUGGCCAUGGGAUCCAGCUUUCAAAUUAUGAUCCUUUGACCUCUUGAGGUCCCUUCCCACCCUGGGAUUCUGUAUCUCUGGUGAGCCAACUCCACCGCAUUGGUGAGGAGAGCCAUGAAGGCCCAGAUCACAUCCUGUGGGAGGUACCACAAGUACAUAGAUGGCGGCGCCUUGAACUACUUUACAUUCUUCAGGAUCUAGGUUUACAUAUAGUUCUUUGAACCACAAGUUUGGUUUUCCUGUUAGGCCGGAUUGAAAAAAAGUUCAGAAGCACCUUUCCCAGAGUAUCCAUCAUUAUCUCUGUACUCAAUCAUGAGGACCACUCAGUUACCCCAUUUCUAUUCAUUGGCCUGAUAAGGAUCUGGCCAAGGAGAAGAGCUUAUAGGUCAUGAUCCCUUUCUUUUAAAAAAAUGUUUCAUUGA